CCAGGAUGAGCUAUGCGGAGAAACCCGACGAGAUCACGAGAGAUGAGUGGAUGGAAAAGCUCAACAGCCUGCACGUCCAGCGGGCGGACAUGAACCGCCUCAUCAUGAACUACCUGGUCACAGAAGGCUUCAAGGAGGCAGCAGAGAAGUUCCGGAUGGAGUCUGGGAUUGAGCCCAGCGUGGAUCUGGAGACGCUGGACGAGCGGAUAAAGAUCCGUGAGAUGAUUCUGAAAGGUCAGAUCCAGGAGGCCAUCGCUCUGGUCAACAGUCUGCACCCUGAGCUGCUGGACACCAACCGCUGCCUCUACUUCCACCUGCAGCAACAGCACCUGAUAGAGCUGAUCCGCCAGCGCGAGACCGAGGCGGCGCUGGAGUUCGCCCAGACGCAGCUAGCGGAGCAGGGCGAGGAGAGCCGCGAGUGCCUGACGGAGAUGGAGCGCACGCUGGCCCUGCUGGCCUUCGACAGCCCCGAGGACUCGCCCUUUGGGGAUCUGCUCAACAUGAUGCAGAGGCAGAAGGUGUGGAGCGAAGUCAACCAGGCUGUCCUGGAUUACGAGAACCGCGAAUCGACGCCCAAGCUGGCGAAGUUACUGAAGCUCCUGCUCUGGGCGCAGAACGAGCUGGACCAGAAGAAAGUCAAGUACCCCAAGAUGACGGACCUCAGCCGGGGCGUGAUCGAGGAGCCCAAGUAGCCGGCCAGCGUCUGGGACCCGAGUCUCCUCUGCGGUGGUGUCCUUGGUGGAGGGACACAGCCCGUGGCACUAGGAGGCCCCGAGAGACGCUGUGGCCCCCGUGGACGGGGACAGCUGGCUCAGGGCGGGACCUGCCCUGGAGCCGCUCCUGCCCCUCCGGCCUUUGUCUGUGCUGUCUCGCGCCCCCGGGGAGAGGCCGUGUUAGCGCAGAAGUCCCGACUCCGAGCUCUCUCGUGCGCAGGGCCGCGUCCGGCUUGUCCCUCGGUCUGGCCGUGCGGCUCGCCGGGUGUGCGUGCAGGGCUGUGUGCUUGUUACCUUUCUACGUAGAUACUUUGGUGCUGUGUGUGGUGAGAGUCUCCGGUGGGCCAGCGAACCAGCCCUUCGAGGCAGCUUUGUUGAAAAUAAAGGUUUCUUUUUGAUUUCAAGAAUAACCGAAACAGCCUUGACACAGCU
This is a messenger RNA of Talpa occidentalis (Iberian mole), 1145 nucleotides long. It is a transcript of the gene GID8, whose product is annotated as GID complex subunit 8 homolog. Gene Ontology annotation, molecular function: protein binding. The transcript has 4 exons. NCBI's taxonomy places the organism in Eukaryota, Metazoa, Chordata, Mammalia, Eulipotyphla, Talpidae. Gene Ontology annotation, biological process: proteasome-mediated ubiquitin-dependent protein catabolic process; positive regulation of canonical Wnt signaling pathway. The coding region runs from base 6 to 692 and encodes 228 amino acids. The record is from RefSeq and is a predicted model, not a curated record. Gene Ontology annotation, cellular component: cytoplasm; nucleus.